This is a messenger RNA of Acanthocheilonema viteae, 1851 nucleotides long. NCBI's taxonomy places the organism in Eukaryota, Metazoa, Nematoda, Chromadorea, Rhabditida, Onchocercidae. The record is from the annotation of a GenBank genome assembly.
AUGGUGGGUAUAUUUUUCAAGAUUGCGUUGUGGUUAGCGAGUACUGCCAAUGAAUGCCUCGGAACAUCCGAUGAAAUUUUCGUUCCCCUGCAUUCUGCUUUACGAGUGCGUUUCAGUGAUGACAUAUUUCAGCAGUUAUCCAGAGUUGUCGAAUAUUUAUUCAAAAAGUAUAUGAAACGGGUAAUGAUUCCACCACAACAACAGUGCUUUCCAGAAGGAUGUGUUAGAAUUCAGGAUUUCAAACUUAUUGCAUAUAAAAACCCAUCGUACGUUGGAGUGACACCAACACCACCAAAUUUUUUGACACUUAGAAUUAGCGGCUUUAAUUUUUACAUCGCAGGUACGUUAUACGGGCAAUUACAACUAUUACCGCUAUUUCCGAUGACAAUACCGACAUAUGGGACAUUAGCAGUAUCUGCUAAUCAACUUGUCAUAGGAGCUACAUUUGAUAUCCAAAAAACCGUGGACAAUGUACCGUAUAUUCGAGUAAUAAGUUGUUCUCUAAUUAAUGGAGCUAUCCUAGCUCAGGUAGAAAAUAUGGGCUUAUUUACCGUCAUUGCCAAUGCCAAGUAUCAGCGUGAAAUAACGACAAAAACUCGGGAAAUGUUAGAAGAAACUCUUUGCAAUACCAUAAAUGAUGUGAUUAAUAAUGAAAUUAAUAGCCAAUUAUUUCAAAUACCGAGUGAAAUAUCCAUCCUUGAUUUAUACCAAAUGGUUUUUGAGAAUUCGGAUAAUAUAAGCGGUCAGAGGAUGAAAAGAGCAUUGGAAUCCAAGCCAAACCAUCUGCACAUUCCAAUGCAAUUUAAAUUCCAAACUCCUUUCGAAAGGGAUAUGUCGCAAGAAUCACAAUUAAGUAAAUUAAAUGAAUUAUUCAUUGUCUCACCUUAUGGAGACAAGAUAGAAGCAAAAAUUCUAAAUUCAUCAUCAUCAUCAUCUACUUUCCCAACAACCGUAAUAUUCCAGAAAUCAAAAAAACUUUCGUUUAGCACCAAUAACAGUUCGGAAAUUUGGUGGAAAAAGUUAACUGUAUUAAUUGUUUCGCUGAGUAUUCUAGACACCAGUGCAACACAUGGUAGAUUUUUCACCGGUCUAGAUGGUGACGUAUAUAUUAGAGCACAUAAUCAAAUUAAAAAUCCUUAUCAACGACCAGAAAGGUUACGAUUCACUGAAAUGAUGAAUGGAAAUGCUAUAGACUUAUUGAUAUCGGAAUAUACCAUCAACACACUUCUCCUUAAAGCACAUAUCAUUGGCGCAUUAGUUUUCAGUGUAGGCUCAGGAACACCUGUGCUUGGUAAAUUAAUACGUACAUCGUGUGGAGUAGAUGACGUAUGUCUAUCGGAUAUUAUUCCAGAAGUUGCCGAAACAUAUCCAAAUAAUCAACUUGAAAUUAUCCUACGCACCACUGAACCACCUAAAACAGUCAUUUCGAGAGGAAAGCUUUGUAUUAGAAUUGCGGAUUUUUUUUAUAAAUCAGAUACUGCCAUUGUGAUGCUCGAGGGUCGGGCGACAUUUUUCGUUGAAGGAUCAACGAAAGAAAUUGGUGUGAUACCGUUCCAUACGACGAUACAAUGCAAAGUUAUAAACUUACCUCGCCGUAUUACUGGAUUAAUAGAAAUAAAAACAUUGCAAUUUCAUGAACAUAUCGAUUUUUUCGGUCUUCCAUUGCAAUCACUAAAUAGUUUCAAGGAAGCAGCAAAAGGUGGUAUGAUGAAAAUGAUGAAUGGAAUACUUCGAGAAGGUAUCAGUUUAAAUGAAUCAAUAGUAUCACGAUUGUCUAAUACAUCCAUCAGUUUAGUUGAUAGAGCUAUUUUAUUGCAAACCAACUUUGAUAUUGAGCGAAGUUUCUAUUAG